CAGAGCAAUUAUAAUGAUUGAUAUUAUUCUAUGAUAAUGAUACCAUAAUUUCUAGUUUUGUCACAGAGGAAGCGGAACCGGACGAAAUGUAUCAAAACGCCUGCGGCGCUGCGGCCGCCAGCGCUGGGGGCUGUGUCGAGACCGAACGCGAAUGCCACAGUUUAAUUUCAAAGGAACCCAUGGUCCCAACUACCGAACACGAUUAUAUAGGAUUUGAUAUCGUCAAAGCCACCCAGUAUGGAGCUUUCCUAAGAGUUAAGGAGCUCGUUGAUGCGGGCUAUAAUGUAAACCAAAGAGACAGCGAGAAUGUCACUCUACUUCACUGGGCUGCUAUUAAUAAUAGGAAAGAUAUCAUGAAGUUUUUUAUUGACAAAGGAGCUAAAGUUGACGCUAUAGGUGGUGAAUUACAAGCCACUCCAUUGCAUUGGGCUACCCGUCAAGGGCAUUUGGAGGCAACAGUUAUUUUGAUGAAUGCAGGAGCAAAUCCCACUCUGCGAGAUGCCGAAGGAUGCACCUGCAUACACUUGGCAGCCCAGUUUGGACACACUGCUUUAGUAGCUUAUUUUGUUGCUAGGGGUGUCAGUCCUGAUCUGGUUGAUCGAACUGGAAUGACACCACUUAUGUGGGCUGUUUGGAAAAUAUCCAGUCUGGAUCCUACACGACUGUUGUUAACACUAGGGGCUUCUCCUAAUUGUACAGACUUACAAGGCAAUACAGCUCUGCAUUGGGCAAUUUUGGCAAGAAAUACCACUGCUAUAACCACCCUAAUUCUGCAAGGUCAAGCCAAUAUUAAUGUUCCAAACAAUAGUGGUGACACACCACUGUCCAUGUUGCAAUCCCAAAUAGGAUCUAUAUGGGUGAGCCCAAAAGUGGCAGACCUUAUAAAAGAACAAUCCAAAAUUGUCAGUUCAAGAAACUGUUUGUACAAAUUUGCCCGGGAUAAGCGCAUCAGAUGGUGGGUAAUGGUAGGAACUCCUUUUCUUGCGUUCUAUAUGGCAGGAGCAAUUAUUGGCACCAAUUUGUUGAUGCUUAUAAAAAUAUUUCUCCUAGUGUGUUUGUACAUAGUUAUACAUUAUAUAGGUCAGGUGUUGUAUGAUGAUCGACUGAUGGCUCUAUUGCCCCUAAGCAUUUAUCUGUCCACCAAAAUGUGGAUGUACUUCACUUGGUUUAUUUACAUAGCUCCAUACACUAGCAUUACUAUGACAGUUGUAUUUGUGAGCAGUUCUGGUAUGCUAUGGUACUGCUUCUUGAAAAGCUGGCUUGGUGAUUCUGGGGUUGUAACAAGUAGUCAGCAACUUCAGUUUAGAACUAUUUUAGAAUUGGCAGAGAGAGGUCCAGGUGGGUUUGAACCUUCAAAUUUUUGUUCAGCCUGUCUGGUGAGAAGACCUCUGCGUUCUAAGCAUUGUGCAGCUUGUAAUCAUUGUGUCGCAAGAUUUGACCACCAUUGCCCUUGGGUAGCUAACUGUAUUGGCGCCAAAAAUCAUAAAUAUUUUAUUGGAUUCUUAGCUAAUUUAGUGCUGAUGUGUGGUCAGUUACUGUAUGGUUCAAUACAAUACUGGCAGAAUGAUCCCACAUGUAAAGCCCUGGAUGAGUCAAACAAGGGAUUUUGGGCGACUAUUAUAGCUAUUGGCCAGUGUGACACUUGGGUGGCCUGGGUAGCCCUUAAUGCAUUCUUCCAUAGUAUUUGGGUUUUCAUGCUUCUCAUUUGUCAGCUAUACCAAAUAACCUUUCUGGGCAUGACAACCAAUGAGAGGAUGAACAAGGGCCGUUACAGUCACUUUGUAGCUAAUGGUGGAAAGAGCCCCUUCACUAAGGGCCCUAUUAGAAACCUGAUGGAAUUUUUCGAGUGUACCUGUUUCGGGGUCUUUAAGUCAGAGAGCCAAGACUGGAUGAGCAACUAUGAUAUCGACAAAAACAUCGAAAGAGAGCCCCUGAUUUGCACCAAAGAAACAUUCCAGUAUGUAUGAGGCAGGGAGUACCGUGGCCUUAUUGGCAGGCGACUGAGCUAUUGAAUGACUGAUUGCUCUCUAAGAAAAGUCUUAGCGCCGGUGGCAAUUUACCUGUCAAUAAAACCCAUUGGAUUAAGUUAAAUCCUGAACAAAGUGAUUUAGAGGUUUAAUACAAUAUGGUGUCUCAGAUAAAUGGAACUCAAAGACUAUUUACUAUUUGGUACAAAUGGACUCCAAACUAGAACAAAUGUCUAUGAUGGAUAAAGUGUCAUCUUGUCCAUUUGCAAUAAAUUAACAUUCCACAUUACACCAGAACCACGAGCCUUAGCAGUUUGCAUUGUUUUAUGCCAUAACUAUCAGUGAGUAACAUUUUGAUGUUUUCCAUUUAUUCUUUUUAUAUGUUGUAUUUAAAUGAAUUGAAUGCAAAAACGUCUAGUUGACAGUAGUUCCUGUCAAUUUAAGCUACUUAACCAAAGGUAAGCUACCUUUUGCCUUUGAUGGACAGGCAGCGAUUGAUGCCAAGUUCCAUGGUUGUUAAACAUAAUAGGCGAUUUCUUCUGCGGUUAGUUAUAUUUAAGUAAGCUAAAGCAAGCAAGCCGACCCAAGUAACAUUUAGUAAGCAAAAAAAUGUUGAAUGUAACCUACAUCCUGUGAUAGGUUAGCCCUGGUUUGUUUUUAAUUUCAGCCAGCAAAAUGUCCACAUAGUAUAGGGUGGUCCGUUUAUCAUAGGAUGACACCUUAUCUUGGAACCUGCACAAUAUAUCAAAAAAACUUACAGGCACAACCUGUUUAGAUUCAAUUAGGAUUUCCAAAUAUACUUAUUCUGUCAGAUGCCAUGUUAGUUGAGGAAUGCCGCAUGGUCAAGCGAGAUUUCAAAUCUCGCGCAUGCGCAUUUUAAAUGAAAUUUUUUCAUAGUUGCUUCAUAAAUUUCUGUUCUGUGGGCAUAGGCAGCGCCUCUAUGUCUCUGUAAUAGCUAUAUGGAUUUCUUCAACUGAAUACUUUUGUUAUGUAUUUGGAGUUGAUUCACAUGUAGAAUAAGAUCUAAUUUGGUGGUCUAUCUGAAUAGGCAAAUUCCACGAAGUGGGACCAGGGAACAAGUUUUUAAACUCGGACGUAUCAGAAAAAGGCAGAGAAUUCAACCUACCAACUUACGUCCCCAACAUUGAACAACUAAUGCGUUCAUUUGAGCACACUGGCACAAAUCAAGUCUUAGAGGAAAUCGACAUACUUCGAUAUCCAUAAUAAAAAACUUCUACCAAAGCAAAGCCACAGCUAGGUCCGCGUAGUAGACGAGCUCAAAAAGCAUUGAUAGACAAGGAUGCAUACUAAGUCCUAUGUUCUUCAAUAUAUAUGAUUAAUGGACUAUAAGGCAUGCCUUAGAGAAAGAAGUGAUUAAGGUAUCAAAAUUUACAACCUGCAGUACGCUGGGGAUGAAAAUGAACUUCAACAACUGAUACAGAUUGUAGCAGGAAAAUGCAUGGAAGCCGGUCUUAAAAUUAGCCAAAAUGCAGACCAAGAUAAUAGUAGACUGGCAAUACCAAAACAGAUGUAUUGGUGGUGUCUUGUCUUGAACUGAAAGAAGAAUUAUUCACUUAGUCAGACAUGGAUUUUUGAUAAACUAACUCUGAAAGGCAUGGCGCAAGGAAAGAGAAGUCGCGGAAGAAUUCCAUCAAGAUACUUAGAUCUGGCAACACAACUAACUGCUAAAAACAUCAACCACAAUCAGUAAGAAUGGCUAAAUAUCGAGCUCAAUGGAGAGUUGAAGAAAUUUCAUGAAGUCAAAAACUAGCGUUAAAAAUUUUAAUGGUAAAAUCGUUAGAAUGAACGGAAUUUUAGAAUACGACAAUCACGUGACCGAUUGCAGAAGUCAUAUUUUUACAAAUUGUGUGGAGAUAUGAGAAUAAUCAAUUACAAAAUAUUAAAAAUCAACCAACAGAGAAGUAUCAAAUAAACACGCACAAAUGAGAACACAAAAUAGAGACACGCCACUGCUGGGAGGCGUCUCCGCAAUGGUCGAACAAUAGAAAUCUCCACGUGCUGUCCCAUUUCGAAAUUACUCGCACAUUACAAGUCUUUUUUUUUUUUCAUAUGGACACACACAACACACCAAAUUUUAUGAAUUUGUUCUAUUAAGCAAUAAAAAAAAGGAACGACUUUUUAAAAGACUCCAUAUUUCAAAAUGUUGAAGAUUUCGAAAUAUUGUUAAUAAAAUGUUUUUGUAUUUUGUUAUGAGUUGGUUAACUAUGGCGAAAAAAAAGAAUCGAGCUCUACUGGGACGUCGUCACUGACUUCCUGUGAUUUUGUAAAUCUGUGUUUAAAGGUUUUGUACCACCUAACUUAGUUUUUUUAUGGUAUUGAUUUUUUCGAUUUAUUUUUAUUAAAAUACUAAAGUUAUACAUGUAUGCCUCAAAAGGGAAAUCCUAUAUACCAUAAUGUUGUAUAUCCUGUUUGAGUAAAUUUUAAAAUUCUUGGGGAAAAUGUUAUUGAUAAAAUUUGUUCCAUUCUUAGAAAUUCAAUAAAUUUAUAUAACUUUCGUUUUAAUAACUUAAUUACUGGACACGAUUUAUAAGAUUAAAUAAUAUUUCUUUAGUGCUAGAUUAUUUUUUCUUUUUGUCAUGUUUUGCAUGGUCCAUAGCAUUUUUAUAAAUGAAAAACUUUUUAUUGCAAAUAUUUUAACCACUCUCUAUUUAUUUAUUUAUAAAGUAUCGACAUAGGCCACUAAAAUAGAUCCUUCUUUACAAGGAAAUCAAUUCCAAAUAUAAGAUUGCUUCGCAAUCUCAUCGCUGCGCGGCUUCUUGUCCUAAAAAGCCGUAUUUCAUUGAGCCUACGCCCUGUAUAAAGAAUUUCAGGGUCGCUGAAGUUUAAAAAUUUGUACAAGUAGUAGCUAUUUCCAUUGAUAUUUUGUCAAAUAUCUCGCGACCAUGAUGGAGGAAAACUGUAAAUAGAAAAGUGUAGCUCUCUGCGCACUUUACGAUACUGUUUCAACCAAAUUAUCAAAUGGAGAUUUGGCGGAUCUUUUAGAUUUUUUGCCCAUGAACGACAAAUUUUGUUUUACGGCUAAUAAUUUACUUUCGAAAAGAACAAUUUUCAGGGUCUCUUAGACUUUUGCCUACAAUUGAAAAACCCUGUAUAUAAUAAAAAAAAUGCUUGAAAUAGUCGAUUUUGCCGAUCGGUUUAAUAGUUUUCGAGAAAAUAUUUUUCUUUUCUGGUAGCCACUAACCUAACAAAAAUUUUCAAAAAUACUUGGCCUGAGUGAAUGUGCCCACUUUCUACAGUUUAGAUGUAGGUGUGGACUUUUACUUUUCUUCAGAAUUUGAAGUGCAAAUUUGAAACACCUAUUACAUUUUUUAUUAUAAUACAGAAUAUCUCGAACACCCUGUACAAUAUGUGAAAAGCUUAAAUACAACAGUUUUAGCUAUCUAUUCGGGCUAGAUGGCCAUGUGAAAGAAUCUGAAAACUGAAGCAUGGUUUUCUAAUUAUUAUUAUUAAUUAAUUAAUAAUUUAAUUAUUAAAUAGAGAACGGAUAACAGACAAAAAAAAUAUUUUCGACGCUGAUUCGUGCUGUACUAACGGCGGUUCAGUAGGACCAACCGUUAACAGAGAAUUAGAGUUUAGUGAGAAGCGCGUAUACUUUCGCAAAAAAAAUUAUUUCAUCAAUUUCGCGAAAGCAACACAAGUUGUAUUUAAACCUGCAAACGUCACUUUUAAAUUAAAAUUUAAAAUAAGUCAGAAACGGGAAGACUUAAGUUUGGGUAUUGAAUAUGAAACGUGUUUAGAAUUCAUAAAUGGAUCAAUCUACAGGACGUUCUAUUUAAAAUAAGAAAGUUGUUGAAUGUCCACAAACACAAACAUCCUGUAUACAUAAAAAUCUAAUAUUUUAAAGUUGUCAGUGAAUCCAAACAUCUUUUGUCUUAAAGUUUUUGAUUUUGCUUAUAGGUUCUAAGAUAAGAUGUGAUCCCAUAAUAAAUCGGCGACAUUGUACAGGGUUAUUUUUUAUAUUCGCGUACCCACCUGCAGGGACUAACGGAAAUUAUUGUUUUCUUAAAAGUUGUAUAAUUUUCCCAGUAUUGUCCUUUAGACUUGUAAAAGAAAACAACUGCGCAUGGCAAAGUUGAGCAAUAUUAGCAAGCCUUUUAUUUUUAAAUGGAACACGCUAUAUAUUUUCUGUUAUGACGAAGAUCUUAUAGAUUGUUGAUAGUUGAAUAAGCUGUUCUUGAAUUAUUUAAGUUUAAAAUUUUUAUUAUCUAAACAGAUGUUAUUCAAGUUGGCCUGGCGCUCCGCAAAUUGAGUAAGAAAAGCUUUUUUAUUUCAACAAGUGUUAAUUGACCAAUAGCAUUUUUAAAAAAUCUAAACAUAAUAUCAAUAACAAAAAACGAUAAUAAAACCGAUAACAACGUAAUUAAACGAACAAUAAUGAAAAUGUAACGCGAAGUAAAUGGUUGUGUUUUCUAUAUAUCCCAACGAUUUGCUAAUAUUAUUUCUUAUUUUAUAAGUCGCAUUCAAAAUAAUAUCUGAAUGAUCUUUCUUGAGCAUGAAUAUUUCUUGUUCAAUUCUUUGGCUUAGCACUCGUAUAUUUUGAGGUCCGUCAUUGUAUAGUCGGUUUUGGUUUCCAUCAAGAAAAAUCGGUCCGACUAUUUGGUUGGUCAGCAUGCCACACCAAACAGGAACCGAUCUACGACCCUGUAUUUUUACUGGUUGAUUAAACUGGCGGAUUAAACAUACCUGCCGUCGAGAAGGUUGCUAAAUCAGUAAAAAUAAUUUUACUAACUGAAUAUUUGGAUUUAAAGUAAAGUGACGCAAUACGUCACACUGAAAGUCUAGCCAACUCGAUCAAUAUCUGUUUAGUUAAUAAGAAAUUUAAACUAACUUUGCGAUACGCAUUUGUUUCCUUUUACAAGUGUAAAAGGUAAUACUGCAAACAUUGUACAACUUUUGUAUUAAAAGUUUUUGUCAGUGACUCCCGUUGACCCCUGUAUGGGUAUGCAAAUACAAAAAAUAACCCUGUAUGUAGAAGCGUCAAUACGAAAAUCAAAAAAAUCGUUGUCUCCUGCCCUAUUCUUCUUUUGUCAGUUCUGGCCUUUAGUUUAGGCCAUCAAUCUGACGCCACCUUAUCACCUCAGACGUAAGUUUAUUAAAUCUAACAAAAUUACGUUCAGGUAAACCUGCCGGAAAUCGCUCAAUGAUACAUUAGGCAACCACAGAAAAAAGCAAAGUAAAUUAACUUUUUCGGUCAAUACGUCGAUUCUCGAAGUAAAAAUGACAUUUUACGAUUCGUUUGAAAUGUUUUUAGUAUUUGCAGUUACUGCUUUUGUUCAAUUAAAAGACUUGAUUGACAAUGCACAAAGAUAUCAGUAGUGCCAGUGAUAAUAUUAUAUUUUAAGCUUUUUGUGGUGUGUGCUGUAUAAAUUUUUGCUGCACCAAUUUAAGACAAAUGCAAUAAGCUCAAAAACCUGUUAAAUAUGUAUUCUAAAAAUAUUUGAGUUG
Molecule: messenger RNA, 7433 nt
Organism: Cylas formicarius (sweet potato weevil)
Lineage: Eukaryota; Metazoa; Arthropoda; Insecta; Coleoptera; Brentidae
Product: palmitoyltransferase Hip14
Exons: 10
Coding region: 87-1967 (626 amino acids)
Biological process (GO): protein palmitoylation
Cellular component (GO): Golgi membrane
Molecular function (GO): protein binding; palmitoyltransferase activity
Source: RefSeq, a predicted model, not a curated record